Arachis stenosperma is the source of this 2137-nucleotide messenger RNA. Its product is annotated as ATP-dependent 6-phosphofructokinase 6-like. NCBI's taxonomy places the organism in Eukaryota, Viridiplantae, Streptophyta, Magnoliopsida, Fabales, Fabaceae. The record is from RefSeq and is a predicted model, not a curated record. Gene Ontology annotation, cellular component: cytoplasm. The transcript is spliced from 13 exons. Gene Ontology annotation, molecular function: 6-phosphofructokinase activity; ATP binding. Gene Ontology annotation, biological process: glycolytic process; fructose 6-phosphate metabolic process. The coding region runs from base 341 to 1885 and encodes 514 amino acids.
GCGCCACUGGUUUUCCAAGACCACCGCAUCGUCCCUGCUGGCGAAGCUUCUGCAUAACAAAAGUGAUCCAAUAUCUACCGUCCAUCUCCACAACCAACGGCCCAGAUCCAGCUCCAUCUGUCUGCGUCAAUAUUCUAGGAGCGUAUCGCCGCAACAAGUUAUCGCUAGUCCCACUCGUUUCAAUUCGUUCCACUCUCUGUCUCCUCCUUUAUAUUUCUUCGUCGUUUUGAUAUUUUUGUUUUUCGUCUCUUACUCUCAAAAUCUCUCCGUAAGAAUCUGAGCGUUAACGAAAAGAAAAAAGAGGGAAAGUAUUGAAGGAAUCCCAGUGAAGAAGGUAGCAAUGGCUUCUAGUGAUGCCAAUAUGAAGAUCGUUCAUGGCGAAGCUGGUUAUAUACUCGAAGACGUUCCUCACUUAUCCGACUACAUUCCCAAUCUUCCUACAUAUCCGAAUCCGUUGCGGUCGAAUCCAGCUUACUCAGUUGUGAAGCAAUAUUUCGUGCACGUGGACGAUACCGUUCCUCAGAAGGUUGUUGUUCACAAGGAUAGUCCCAGGGGUGUGCAUUUUCGACGUGCAGGGCCUCGACAAAAGGUGUAUUUUAAAUCGGAUGAUGUGCGGGCAUGCAUUGUUACUUGUGGUGGUCUGUGCCCUGGCCUCAACACCGUCAUCAGGGAAAUUGUCUGUGGCCUUUCUUACAUGUACGGUGUCAACAGUGUCAUUGGCAUAGAUGGUGGUUAUAGAGGAUUUUAUUCAAAAAACACCGUUACCUUAACACCUAAGGUGGUCAAUGAUAUCCAUAAACGUGGGGGUACGUUUCUUGGGACAUCACGAGGAGGGCAUGAUACUAACAAGAUAGUUGACAGCAUCCAGGAUCGUGGAAUAAAUCAGGUUUAUGUUAUUGGAGGUGAUGGAACACAGAGAGGAGCAGCUGUGAUUUAUGAGGAAAUUAGACGGAGAGGGCUGAAAGUAGCAGUAGUUGGGAUUCCUAAAACCAUAGACAAUGACAUCCCGGUCAUUGACAAGUCAUUUGGUUUUGAUACUGCGGUUGAGGAGGCUCAACGUGCCAUUAAUGCAGCACACGUUGAAGCUGAAAGUGUUGAGAAUGGCAUUGGCAUUGUAAAGCUUAUGGGGCGCUAUAGUGGUUUUAUUGCAAUGUAUGCUACUCUUGCUAGUAGAGACGUGGACUGUUGCCUGAUUCCAGAGUCACCCUUCUUCCUUGAAGGAAAUGGUGGGCUGUUUGAAUUUAUUGAGAAGAGGCUAAAAGAAAACGGUCAUAUGGUUAUAGUUAUAGCAGAGGGGGCUGGUCAAGAUCUUCUUACAGAGGAAAAUGCUCAAGCCAUGAAUGCAAAAGAUGCUUCUGGAAACAAGCUACUUCAAGACGUUGGUCUAUGGAUAUCCCAAAGGAUCAAGGAUCAUUUUGCCAGGAAAAAUAAGAUGGCUAUCACUCUUAAAUAUAUAGAUCCCACUUACAUGAUACGUGCAGUUCCAAGUAAUGCAUCAGACAAUGUCUACUGUACGCUUCUUGCUCAGAGUGCAGUUCAUGGAGCAAUGGCUGGGUUUACUGGAUACACAAGUGGGCUUGUCAAUGGAAGACAAACUUAUAUUCCAUUCCAAAGAAUCAUUGAGAGGCAGAACCAGGUUGUGAUUACCGAUAGGAUGUGGGCAAGACUUCUUUCUUCGACCAACCAGCCAAGCUUUAUAAACCCCAAAGACGUGGACAAAACCAAGAAAACGGAACAGCAUCCUACUCGGUUGUCAGAAGGGAAAAAUUGCAAAGAUGUUGAAGUCAAGAAAGCAGAGAAACCUCCCACUCAGAUCCUCGGAGUGGACAAUUCUAAAGUUGGACAAAAUUCAGAAAACCAUGUUGUCAGUAGUAACAAGGCAUAAAAUCUCAUGCCAACCCCUUAAUUUUUUGUAUUUGGUGGCACCAGUUUGAACUAAGCGGAUAGCAGAGGGGAUUUUACAUUUGUGACCAUUUCCAUGUGUUGCAAGUUGGAAAGCCCUUGUAUCAAGAUCACUCUACAGCACCUACUUAGUACGUAGAUGUUUCUGUUGCUAAAUAUCCCAGGGAUUAAUAACCAUGACAUGUAACUAUUUGUUCUGGAAAUGAGGUUUAUCAAGGGACUAGUUUAUCAGGUA